AUGGCUCCUUCCAAGACCACCUCCGGUUCCAAAGCCGCUGCUAAGCCCCAGGAUGUCAAGGCCAAGGCCGCCAAGAAGGCCGCCUUGAAGGGUACCCAGUCCACCAACGUCCGAAAGGUCAGGACCUCCGUCUCUUUCCACCGACCCACCACCCUCCGUCUCGCCCGUGCUCCCAAGUACCCCCGAAAGGCCAUCCCCCACCUCCCCAGGAUGGACCAAUUCAGGACCAUCCAGCACCCCCUUAACACCGAGAGCGCCAUGAAGAAGAUUGAGGAGCACAACACCCUCGUCUUCAUCGUCGACCUCAAGGCCAACAAGAGGAACAUCAAGGACGCCGUCAAGAAGCUCUACGAUGUUGAGGCCGCCAAGGUCAACACCCUUAUCCGACCCGACGGUAAGAAGAAGGCCUACGUCCGUUUGACCGCCGACUUCGACGCUCUUGAGGUUGCCAACAAGAUCGGUUUCAUCUAA
Messenger RNA from Cryptococcus wingfieldii CBS 7118, 471 nucleotides. Its product is annotated as archaeal ribosomal protein L23. The record is from RefSeq and is a predicted model, not a curated record. Lineage: Eukaryota; Fungi; Basidiomycota; Tremellomycetes; Tremellales; Cryptococcaceae. Bases 1 to 471 code for a protein of 156 amino acids. Gene Ontology annotation, molecular function: structural constituent of ribosome; rRNA binding. Gene Ontology annotation, biological process: ribosomal large subunit assembly; translation. Gene Ontology annotation, cellular component: cytosolic large ribosomal subunit; ribosome. The transcript is spliced from 4 exons.